GGAAGGUUGAGCAAGUUUGGUACUCAUUUGUCCUGCAAUCACGUUGGUGAGGACCACGGCGAUUAGGCCGCAAUGGCCAUCGUCCUCUCCCUCCCCUCAUCCCCGUCUCCGUGCCGUAGCCGGAUGCCAUGGAUCCGGUUCCCACGCGCUGCUAUCGUUGAGGCCUUCCCCGGCUCCGGCUCCGGCUCCGGCUCCAUGCCCGACGGGGGUGGCAGCAACGGCCUGAAUGCCAUACAGAUCCCUGCGAGGGUGCCGAUGCGAAGCGUUGACUCCAAUUCCCAGGCGGCUCUCUCUGUCGUCUCCAAAGAUCUCGCCGAAAAUAUACAGUCGGAGGCGCGGGCCGUGGCUCGCGCGGCCAAUGCGACCGUAUACAACCCGCAGUUCCUCGCCACGAAAUAUUCCUCUCGGCCGCUCAAGGUGUUCUCGAGGACGCUGGAGAUAUUCAUGGCGUUGGGCAUUUUUGCUCUGAAACUAGUCAUGGACCAGAGGCAAGGGAAGGUUGACAGGAGGAAGCGGAAAAGAGCAGCGGAGCUGACCAGAACCCUCGCUCGGUUGGGCCCGACGUUUGUCAAGAUCGGGCAGGGCUUGUCCACGCGGCCUGAUAUCUGCCCGCCGGAAUAUCUGGAGGAACUCUCCGAAUUACAGGAUGGACUUCCCACAUUUCCAAACGAGGACGCAUUUGCCUGCAUUGAGAGGGAGCUGGGGAUGCCCCUCGACUGCUGUUUCUCAGUCAUAUCGACAGAACCAGUGGCCGCUGCAAGUCUCGGCCAGGUUUACAAAGCCCAACUUAAGCACUCAGGGAAGUCUGUCGCAGUUAAGGUGCAGCGGCCAGAGAUUGAAGAUUCUAUUGGAUUAGAUUUUUACCUCCUGAGAGGUCUAGGGUUCCUGAUAAACAAGUAUGUGGACAUAGUCACUUCUGACAUUGUAGCUCUAGUUGAUGAAUAUGGAAGAAGAGUCUAUCAGGAACUUAAUUAUGUUCAGGAAGGACAAAAUGCACGUAGAUUUAAAAAAUUGUAUGCUGACAAGCAUGAAGUGCUUGUGCCAGAAAUAUACUGGGAGUACACGGGCACAAAAGUCCUGACAAUGGAUUGGGUGGAUGGUAUCAAGUUGAAUGAGCAGGAAGCUAUCGAGAAGCAAGGUUUAAAGCUGUUGAAUUUGGUUGAUAUAGCUAUUCAGUGUAACUUGAGGCAGUUGCUUGAACAUGGCUUUUUUCACGCUGAUCCUCAUCCUGGUAAUAUUUUAGCAACACCAGAGGGGAAACUUGCUUUUAUUGACUUUGGAAUGAUGAGUGAAACACCAGAGGAAGCAAGAUAUGCUAUCAUUUGUCAUGUAGUUCACAUGGUUAAUCGGGAUUAUGAUGCCAUGGCUCGUGAUUACUACGCACUGCAUUUUCUCACACCCGAUGUGGAUGUUUCUCCGAUCGUUCCUCUUCUUAGGAACUUCUUUGAUGAUGCACUCAAUUCAACAGUAAGAGAGCUCAACUUCAAGACCAUCGUUGAUGGUUUAGGAAAUGUAAUGUAUCAGUACCCUUUUAGUGUCCCUGCGUAUUAUGCUCUUAUCUUGAGGUCACUCACAGUGUUAGAAGGUCUAGCUCUUUAUGCUGACCCAAAUUUUAAGGUGCUUGCUGCCUCAUACCCAUAUUUUGCUAAAAGGCUUCUAACUGAUCCAAAUCCAUAUCUCCGAGAUGCUCUCAUAGAGUUGUUGUUCAAAGACGGGAGAUUCAGGUGGAAUAGGCUUGAGAAUCUUCUUGUUCAAGGAAGUAAGGACAGAGAAUUUUCAACUAAAGAUGCUUUGCAACCAAUUCUAAUGCUGCUAUUGGAUCCUCAUGGGGAAGAACUGCGUGAUCUGGUUGUGAAAGAGGCUGUCUGUGUCACUGAAGCUAUUGCCUUUGGUACUAUGAUCGAUGCAUAUCGAUCCAUGCCUGACUUCAUGAAGGCAUUCAUCAGCAAUGGAAAUGCAAGCGGACCAUUUAAUUUUAAUCUUAGUGAACAUGAACAAGCACAAAUGGUAGAACUUCGCGAUAGAGUUUUUAGAAUAUGGAAUCUGUUGAGAUCCUCAGGGAACUUUGAUCCAAGCCUUCUUUGGCCAAUUUUGCAGGUUCUGGAAGAACAAGAAGUUCGCAACCUCAGUAGUCGUGUUGUUGGUGGAAUUACUCAACGCUUUGCUGCUCGAUUUCUCCUCCAGUUUCUCAGAUCUCCAGCUACUGCUUCUGGGUAGAUGCCAUCACCUCAAACACUGCUUUACUCUCAGUUUUCUCCUGCAUGCACUUAAAUAGCAAUUCUGAUUCAACUAUAUCCUGCUUAAUCUUCAUUAAUGUAUUUGUUAUUUCAAGGGUAGUUUUUAGUAUCAUAAUCAUGCAGGAGCUGUGUUCUUAAUCUCCACUGCUACCUGACGUUGCUUCAUCCAGAAAAUGCCACUAUUGUUUUGAUCAUGAAAGAACAAUGAUCCUCUGUUGAACUCUUGAGAUUCCAGAGAAUAAUAGUGUAUUUGCUAUAUCUAAAAAAUUAAAA
Messenger RNA from Zingiber officinale, 2510 nucleotides. Its product is annotated as protein ACTIVITY OF BC1 COMPLEX KINASE 3, chloroplastic-like. Bases 73 to 2217 code for a protein of 714 amino acids. The transcript is spliced from 7 exons. Gene Ontology annotation, biological process: protein phosphorylation. NCBI's taxonomy places the organism in Eukaryota, Viridiplantae, Streptophyta, Magnoliopsida, Zingiberales, Zingiberaceae. Gene Ontology annotation, molecular function: ATP binding; protein kinase activity. The record is from RefSeq and is a predicted model, not a curated record.